ACACGGCCUGAUGUGGGUCUCAAACCCAUGAACCAUGAGAUCAUGACCUGAGCAGAAAUCAAGAGUCAGACACUCAAAUGACUGAGCCACCCAGGCACGCCAUGUUGUCUAUCUUUUCUUAACAGUCUUCAGCAAGAAGUUUAGUUUGACUUACUUAGUCUGCCAGUACAGAAGGUGUAAUUCCCCUGGUGAGGCCUGAGGCUCAUGCCAUUGCACAGAAAUGGGAACCUCCCCAUGGUCUACUUUCAGGGAUUUCAGGGUGGCCUGGAGACCCAGGCUCUGCUCUUUGCUGUUUUCCUGAACCUGUACAUGGUAAUUGUGAUGGGGAACCUCACUAUUAUCAUGGUCAUCACCUUGGAUGCCCGCCUGCACUCUUCUUCCUCAUCUGUCAUUGCCCCCAGUGCCCCGGCCAACUUCUUCUCCCCACCCAAGGUCAUCACCUGCUGUGCCACCCAGUUAUUCUUCAUCUCCUUACUGGUCACCACUGAAGGCUUCCUCCUGGGCGUCAUGGCCCGUGACCAUUUCAUGGCCGUCUGCAGCCCCCUGUGCUACCCCAUCACCAUGUGCCACUCUGCCUACACUCACCUGGUGCUGGGCACCUACUGUGGAGGCUGCCUCAACUCUGUUGUGCAGACCAGCCUCACAUUCCGCCUCCCAUUCUGCAGCUCCAACUGCAUCAACCACGUCUUUUGUGACGUGUCCCCUCCGCUCCAGCUCGCCUGUGGCAGCACAGCCAUCAACGAACUUCUCUUGUUUGACAUCUGUGGGCUCAUCAUUGUGGGUGUGACAUUUGUAGUCCUCAUCUCCUAUGGCUACAUCACAGUGACCAUCCUGAGGAUGCGCUCAGGAGCUGGGAGACGCAAGGUCUUCUCCACCUGUGGCUCCCGCGUGACUGUAGUGACUCUCUUUGUUGGGACUGUCUUUGUCAUGUAUGCCCAGCCAGGAGCCAUUGAGUCCAUGGAGCAGGGCAAGGUGGUCUCUGUCUUCUACACGUUGGUCAUCCCAAUGCUCAAUCCUCUCAUCUACAGUCUUCGAAACAAGGAUGUGAAGGAGGCCCUGUGGAGGCUGGGCCAGAGACACAUGGUCACAUGAAGGAUGUGCUGG
This is a messenger RNA of Panthera uncia (snow leopard), 1104 nucleotides long. RefSeq names its product olfactory receptor 12-like. Gene Ontology annotation, biological process: G protein-coupled receptor signaling pathway; sensory perception of smell. Gene Ontology annotation, molecular function: olfactory receptor activity; odorant binding; G protein-coupled receptor activity. Gene Ontology annotation, cellular component: membrane. The record is from RefSeq and is a predicted model, not a curated record. Lineage: Eukaryota; Metazoa; Chordata; Mammalia; Carnivora; Felidae.